AAAGCGGGAUUUUGGAGCGACAAAAUGGAGGAGUAAGCACGUGCGCAACUCAACUCCUUUUUAUUUGUAGCGGAAGUUUCUCGACGUAGAAAUAAAUCAAAACACAUCGAAGCAGUUUGGUAGUAAACAUGGCAGCAGAAUAUGGGGAUUUACGUAGGAAAUUGCAAUUAACUCAAGACACGAACUGCAAUAAUACACGUAAUGCAAUGAAAGAGAAACAAAUAGAAAGAAGAAGUUAUUAUGACAGAGAAGCAGACUCCUAUCUUGAUACUCUGAGAAAACUGCAUGAAGGUAUCCAGCAAAGAAGGCUGUUUUCAGACGAAGAAAGCAAGGCAAUUGAGGAUAAAAUUGAUGAAGUUGUGGCUAUAGGAGAAAAAGGCUUAUAUAAAAAGCAUACAGUUGAUAGGGCUCCGCUGAGGAACAAAUACUUCUUCGGCGAAGGAUAUACCUAUGGUUCCCAGUUAUUACGUAAAGGUCCGGGAAUGGAAAAGCUAUAUCCCAGAGGCGAAGUUGAUGAGAUACCCAGCUGGGUUCAUGACCUGGUAAUAAAGCCUUUGGUUAAAGCUAAAGUGGUUUCUGAAGGCUUCAUCAAUAGUGUAGCCAUUAAUGACUACCAACCUGGAGGGUGCAUUGUGUCACAUAUUGAUCCUGCACACAUAUUUGAUCGACCAAUAAUUUCUGUGUCUUUCAUGAGUGACAGUGCUUUAAGUUUUGGCUGUAAAUUUAGCUUCAAGCCUAUCCGUGUCACAGAUCCAGUUUUAUGCUUACCAGUAUGUAGAGGCUGUGUUACAAUUCUAAGUGGGUAUGCUGCUGAUAACAUAACACAUUGCAUACGUCCUCAAGAUGUUAAAAAGCGGCGUGCAGUUAUCAUUUUGAGACGUGUUCUUCCUGAUGCUCCUCGUCUUUCUACGGCUGAACUAUCUCUAAUUUCUCAACCAAAAGUGAUCAAUGUACCGUCACCAUAUGACUUUAUUGAUGAAGUAUUUGAUCGAAAGAAAAAAUGGAAGCAUAAUUUUGAUUACAAUCCUCUAAGGAGUACUAUAAAUGCACAAAAACGCAAACUUCAAAGUUCUGUCUCAUGGGCUAGUAAUACUCUUAAAAAUGGCCAUGAAGAAGUAGAAGAACCAAGGAAAAAAAGUUUGCGAAAGGAUGAAGAAGAAAAGAGAGAUGAAUCAAAUCGUUAACAUUUAAUCUUUUUAUCUAACUUAACAAUUCCCUAAUGUUGGAACUGUAAAGUCACGUGUAUUCCAAUGGACGAUAACAAAAAAAAAAAAAAAAAAAAAUAAGCUAUAUUUUUAUUGCAGUCUCCUGCUCUGUAACUUGUAAAUAUAUAUGUAUAUUGUAGAGUAAGUUGUAGUCAAAAAUGCACUGUACUUGUAAAAUUCUGCCUGAAUGCAGAGUGUGCUUCAAAUUUGUACAUAACAUACCAGUUUCUUUAAUGAUCAAAAUGUGAUGAACUGUUGAAUUUGAUUCUAAUUCAAACAUUGUUAUGCAUGUUAAUACAAAGAGAUAGAGUAAAAAAGAUUUUACUGACACUAUGCAAUCAAAGGACAUUUUGAAGUUUAUAGGUUCCAAUGUGGGAACUUCACCCUCUUUAGAGCUGCUAUGUUCUUGUAAAGGAUUGAGCUCCUUAUAAAAAUAACUAAUUAUCAAGCUUUGAAUAUUUUUAGUAGUUUAAUAUGACUGUGUUAAAUUUAUUGCUGGAAUUUAUUUUUCACGCUUAAUAUGUUUUAUUUAGUGCAAUUUUUUUGUAUAGUUAAAAGUUGGAAAUAUCUUCUAAGGUUUUAUUCAUUUUUCAUUGUUGAAUAAAUUCUUAUUAGAUGUAAAUGUGCGAUUUUUGUAUUGAUCCUUUUUUUAAAAUAAAAAGUUGUAAAUUAUUUUGGAAAAUUAUAUUUUUAAAGCAUGGACAUGAUUAAUCAAAAUCAUGUAUUAAGUUUCAAAAUUAAAUUAAAAAAAUUGUUGGAAAAUUUCCUUUGCUAAAUGCGUGUUGUAUUAUGCUUUGCUUAUAUGUACAAAUGUGAAUGUGUCAUAUAAUUAAAUUCUAGUCUUACCUAAUAUUAAACUAUGGAGUCAUUACAAAAUUUUUUUACUCAACAUUUGUUUUUAGUUAGACUUGAAAUUUUGUUCUUAUUCAAGUCUAAUGCAAUGUAUAGAAUAAGCAAUCACGGUAGGUAAGCAGUUUUUUUUUUUUUUUUUUUUUUUUUUUUUUUUUUUUCAAAAUUGAUUGGCUUUAAUGAAACUGAAAUUUAUUCGCGAGAUUUUGAUUUAAUAUACAUUUAAAAAAAUUGAAAGAUUGAUUUUCUUGCUAGAUUUUCAAUAAUUAGUCAUGUGAUUUUGUUUUAAUGAAGUAUUUUAGAAAAUAAUCUAUUGAUACCAUCUGAAGAAGCAACUUUGCAGUGCUUCGAUUCGUUUAAUAAAAUAUUUCUAAAACAUUAUUUGGUAUCUGUACUAUAACACUACUUUUAUGUGUCUUCCUUAUCUAAUUUCUGUUUUUCUAAAACAUAAGCAAACUGCAAAGUUAUUUUUAUCACUUCUAAAUUUUUUUGAAAAAGAAUGAGCUAUACUUUAUUGGAAAUUUGUGUUUAUUAUAAAUAUGUUUAAGUUUUUGGCGAAUUUAAAAUUUUGUGUUUGGAAAUUUUUUUCACAUAAGAUUGGUUUAAGAGAGGUGUAUAUAAUAUACAUACUUUAUUUUAUGACUUGAAAUUGUAAGUUUAAUAGCAUUUUAUACAAAUAUUCUGCAAGAAUGAAACAAGUUGAGCAUUAUUAUCUUCAUAUUAGGAUGAAUAUGUUCAAGAAAUUUUUGGAAUGUUUUGUAUUGUUGAUCGAGUUUUUAGCAUUAUUUAUUAGUGUUUGAACUUGAUUUUAAUGGAUUGUUAUUACAAAUUUAUAUAAGUUCUACUGUUUUUUAAAUAGUCAGUGUUAAUUCUGUUUUAGUUUAUAUAGAUGCUAAAGCAGAUGUUUUGAAACUUGUGUUUUGGCUUUCUUUUCUGUAUAUUGAGAAAAUAGUUGUAAUCUCUCAAACAACUGCUUAUCUGAAUAAAAUAUAGAAAGGAUAGUUAAUUUAUUGUGAAAUAAGAACUAUUGAUUUUAAGGGCCUUUUUUAAAUGUUUGAGCCUGUAAGUUGCAAAUAAAACUGGUUACGUUGAAGCCAAUUCUAAUUUA
Stegodyphus dumicola is the source of this 3162-nucleotide messenger RNA. Its product is annotated as RNA demethylase ALKBH5-like. Gene Ontology annotation, molecular function: oxidative RNA demethylase activity. The record is from RefSeq and is a predicted model, not a curated record. Gene Ontology annotation, cellular component: nucleus. Gene Ontology annotation, biological process: mRNA processing; mRNA export from nucleus. NCBI's taxonomy places the organism in Eukaryota, Metazoa, Arthropoda, Arachnida, Araneae, Eresidae.